Brassica napus (rape) is the source of this 2079-nucleotide messenger RNA. RefSeq names its product squamosa promoter-binding-like protein 2. Gene Ontology annotation, cellular component: nucleus. Lineage: Eukaryota; Viridiplantae; Streptophyta; Magnoliopsida; Brassicales; Brassicaceae. Bases 713 to 1870 code for a protein of 385 amino acids. The transcript is spliced from 5 exons. Gene Ontology annotation, molecular function: DNA binding. The record is from RefSeq and is a predicted model, not a curated record.
AAGUUUUUGUGAUGAGGGUAUCUUUUGUUGUUGUUGUUGUUAUAGAUGUGGAUGACCUUGUGAUAGAAAAACUCUUACGCACCCAAAAUAAAAAAUACAGAAAAUAAUAAUUCUGCUUCCAAAGAGAUCCAUAAGUGUGCGUGUUCAAGUUGAUUUGCUGUUAGAAGACUAUGGUUAUGUCGUGGAAGAGCUAGAGAGUGGGAAAGCUUCUUAAAGAUCUGUGUUUAGUAUUUUUCGUUUACUUAUUGAUCAGACGACAAAUCUCUCAUUUAUUUCUCGAGGAGAGGAUGAAAGAUAUUGAGCAAUUCAGAGAACAUAAGCUAAAAACAUCCGAGACUUUUGUAAUAAAGAACCUUGGAAACCUUACAUAAGACAGCUCAUAAUUCACAUUUUAAUGGGAAAAUCAUUCUUAGGAAAAUCUAUUUUAUCCUUUUUUAUUUUUUUUCUUCUUGCUCUGCUUUUAGGCUGGGCUCGAGUUGUCAUGGUUUAGUUUGUAACAGAGUUAAAUAAAGUAGACCAAAUAUUAUGCUCUUUGAUAAACUAGCUUUGACAAGCAAGAGUUAAGGUUGACUAUUCUUGUAACCAAAAGUUCCAAGUUUUGAAAUGCUAAUUAUUACUAUAUAUGCUAUUUGUAAACGACUUUUCGUGCAUUUGCUAGUUAGUUUCUAAUGAGAAUUUGUAAUUCUUUCAGAUCUUGGUGGCCAGUGUCUGAAUGGAGUGUGAAUGGGAAAAUUUAAUAUCUUUUGGUACAUCAUCAGCUGAAAUUCCAAGAAAGCUACGACCAAUGGAUUGGGAAACCGAUGAGUUUGAUUGUAGCUUUCCUACAGCUGCUUAUGGUAGUAGUUCAGGUCUAGCUCAUGCUUUCUCUAAAAGCUCAAAGUCAACUUCCAUUAGCUCCUCAUCACCUGAAGCGAGAACACUCAACUUCACAUCAGAAGAGUUGGGGAGCAGUGAAGAGUUUGCGAAAGGAAUCAAUACAUCUCCGAGUCUUGAACUUUCCUUUGGCUCUGGUGAUCCAGUUCUUGGUUUAAAGCUUGGUAAGAGAACAUACUUUGAAGACUUUUGGGAAGUGGAGAACGGCGCCAGAGGCUCGGCACUUCCUGCGAGUCUUGUGUCAUCUUCUGCUUCUCCGGUGAAGAGAACGAAAUCUGUUACUCAGAAGGUACAAAUUCCUCGUUGCCAAGUUGAAGGAUGUAACCUCGAUCUCUCGUCAGCUAAAGACUAUCAUCGCAAACACAGGAUCUGUGAGAACCAUUCAAAGUUCCCUAAAGUCGUUGUGAGUGGCGUAGAACGUCGGUUCUGCCAACAAUGUAGCAGGUUCCACUGUCUCUCUGAGUUUGAUGAGAAGAAACGUAGCUGUCGCAGGCGUCUCUCAGAUCACAAUGCAAGACGUCGCAAGCCAAAUCCUGAGAGGACAUAUGAAGGGAAACAACAAAUGGAUUUUGUAUGGAACAGAUUUGCUCUUAUCCAUACAAGGAGUGAGGAAAAAUUUCUAUGGCCAAAUCCAAAACCUAUACCAUCUAGAGGGUUAAUACAGCAAUCUGCAAAGACUAGAGCUGAGUUGCUCAGUAAAGAAAAGGUGACAAUCUCUUCAAGCAUGGGUGCUUCUCAAGAUCUUGAUGGUGCUCUCUCUCUUCUGUCAAAUUCAACAUCAUGGGUUCCCUCUGACCAGCCAACACGGUUUUCCCUUGAUCACCACCCCACAACCAACCUCCAACCCAUGGCUCCCCGGUCCGUGACUCAACUCAGUACGGUGUCCGACUAUUGGCAGCCGGACCCACCAGCGGUUGAAGGCCCAACCGAUCUACGUAGAAACGCGGUAGGCCAGUUUAAUGAGAACUACUUCAGCUUGAACCAGUUUUAUAACUGAAUAUGUAUUGCGUUGAAAUCCUGUUAAGAUGUUAUGUAAGGAUCAUGGCAGGCAUAGUGUUAACGUUAAUAUAGGAGCUGUGAAACUUGCUGAGACACCAAAUCCUCUCUUCUUUAUUUUCUCCAUUUAUUUUUUGGGGGAUUGAGAGAGCUGUGACAAUUUGUCUUAUAAAUCAUCUUGUCGUGUUAUUAUACAUUAGAAUUUUCAUA